AUGGAAGGAUUGAGCGGCGCCGGAGGUUACUUUGCUCCGCCUGGAUCGUCUCCGCCAAAGGCGGGCGCCUUUGCACCUCGGAAAACUGCCAGUCGAGCCGAGCCGUCGAGCUUCCGAAAGCUCUAUGAUCGCGGCGACUUUCCGAUAAGCGUGAAUCACGACGCCAAGGGCAACAAGAUCAACUGGAAGGUUGACAUCGAGAAGCUCGACUACCACCACUACCUCCCGCUGUUCUUCUCGGGCUUGUGUGAGACGGAGGAGCCCUAUGCCUUCUUGGCACGCCAGGGCAUCCACGACCUUCUGGACAAGGGCGGCAACAAGAUCCUGCCGGUUGUGCCGCAACUCAUCAUUCCGAUCAAGAAGGCCCUCAACACCCGGAACAUCCAAGUGAUCACCACCACCCUGAAGGUGUUGCAGCACCUUGUCGAGUCGGCCGACAUGGUUGGCGAGGCACUGGUGCCGUACUAUCGGCAGAUUCUGCCAAUCUUCAACCUGUUCAAGAACAAGAAUGUCAAUAUCGGCGAUGGCAUUUACUACUCGCAGCAGAAGCGAGAGAACAUUGGCGACCUCAUCCAAGAGACCCUGGAAAAGUUCGAGUUGACCGGAGGCGAGGACGCCUUCAUCAACAUCAAGUACAUGGUUCCGACCUACGAGUCUGUGUUGUCGAGAGUGUGAAGCGGAUCUCGCCAGGGAGAGAGGGAGAGGUGUUUUAUCCAUCGUCGAUUGCUUGCACCGCCCGUUCUCUCUCAUGAAACCCAUGCUUCCUUGGUCAUCCGCUCCCCACUUCCCACUCCCAUCAUUUUCUCUUCAUCUCUCGACUAUCACGACUGCUCUUUGUUUUCCUUCCCCUUACUUCACCAUCGCCAUCCUUUCGACACCGUUCACAGUCAUGUCACUUUCGUAUACCAAACAUCCCUUCUCCCGUCGCUGUUCCGCCGCGUCUCUCUUGUGCUGAGUCGCCUCCGCUGCCGGUCGAGAUCCGCACACACUGGAGACAGCUUCAAAACCAAUAUAAGCAGAGCCAC
Messenger RNA from Polychytrium aggregatum, 1025 nucleotides. Its product is annotated as parkin co-regulated protein. Bases 1 to 675 code for a protein of 224 amino acids. The record is from RefSeq and is a predicted model, not a curated record. NCBI's taxonomy places the organism in Eukaryota, Fungi, Chytridiomycota, Chytridiomycetes, Polychytriales. The transcript has 6 exons. Gene Ontology annotation, molecular function: Hsp90 protein binding; Hsp70 protein binding.